This is a messenger RNA of Apodemus sylvaticus (European woodmouse), 3601 nucleotides long. RefSeq names its product lysophosphatidylcholine acyltransferase 1 (gene Lpcat1). The coding region runs from base 158 to 1762 and encodes 534 amino acids. NCBI's taxonomy places the organism in Eukaryota, Metazoa, Chordata, Mammalia, Rodentia, Muridae. The transcript is spliced from 14 exons. The record is from RefSeq and is a predicted model, not a curated record. Gene Ontology annotation, molecular function: calcium ion binding.
CCCGCGCCUGCGCCUCCGGGCGGCCGCGCAUCCUAGGCCCUCUCCCGCGCGCUUUGCUAGCUCUGCAGCUCUCGGCUCCUCUGCGCCUGGCUCCUCUCCGUUGAGCUCGGUCGGCUGUGCUCCAUUUGCUCCACUCCUUGCUCAGGCGCGGGCCGCAAUGAGGCUGCGGGGUCGCGGGCCACGGGCCGCCCCCUCCUCGAGCUCUGGGGCUGGCGACGCACGGCGGCUAGCGCCCCCGGGGCGGAACCCCUUCGUACAUGAGCUGCGACUGAGCGCCCUGCAGAAGGCCCAGGUGGCUUUCAUGACGUUGACGCUGUUCCCCAUCCGGCUCCUGUUCGCUGCUUUCAUGAUGCUGCUGGCCUGGCCCUUUGCACUCGUGGCUUCUCUGGGACCUCCUGAUAAGGAGCCAGAGCAGCCCCUGGCCUUAUGGAGAAAGGUCGUGGACUUCCUGCUCAAGGCCAUCAUGCGUACCAUGUGGUUUGCUGGCGGCUUCCACCGUGUAGCUGUGAAGGGGCGGCAGGCCCUGCCUACUGAGGCUGCUAUCCUCACCCUGGCUCCACAUUCCUCCUACUUUGAUGCCAUCCCAGUCACCAUGACCAUGUCCUCCAUUGUGAUGAAGGCAGAGAGCAGAGACAUUCCAAUCUGGGGAACUCUGAUAAGAUACAUCCGGCCCGUGUUCGUGUCCCGCUCUGACCAGGACUCUCGAAGGAAGACAGUGGAGGAGAUCAAGCGACGGGCACAGUCGAAUGGAAAGUGGCCUCAGAUAAUGAUUUUUCCAGAAGGAACAUGUACCAAUAGGACCUGCCUCAUUACCUUCAAACCUGGUGCAUUCAUUCCUGGAGUUCCUGUCCAACCCGUGGUGCUACGCUACCCAAACAAAUUGGACACCAUCACAUGGACGUGGCAAGGACCCGGAGCGUUGAAAAUCCUGUGGCUCACUCUGUGCCAGUUUCAAAACCAAGUGGAAAUUGAAUUUCUGCCUGUGUAUUGCCCUUCUGAGGAGGAGAAGAGGAAUCCUGCCUUGUAUGCUAGCAAUGUGAGGCGUGUCAUGGCCAAGGCCCUGGGUGUCUCGGUCACUGACUACACAUUUGAGGACUGCCAGCUGGCUCUGGCAGAAGGACAACUUCGCUUGCCUGCUGACACCUGCCUGCUAGAGUUUGCCAGGCUUGUUAGGGGCCUCGGACUAAAACCAGAAAAUCUUGAAAAAGAUCUAGACAAAUAUUCAGAAAGCGCAAGGAUGAAGAGAGGAGAGAAGAUCAGGCUUCCAGAGUUUGCAGCCUACUUGGAAGUUCCUGUCUCAGAUGCGCUGGAGGACAUGUUCUCACUUUUUGACGAGAGUGGUGGUGGUGAGAUUGACCUUCGUGAAUAUGUGGUUGCCUUGUCUGUGGUGUGCAGGCCAUCCCAGACCUUAGCCACCAUCCAGCUGGCAUUCAAGAUGUACGGAUCUCCUGAGGAUGGCAGCAUAGAUGAAGCCAACCUGUCCUGCAUCCUCAAGACUGCACUGGGUGUAGCAGAAUUAACAGUGACCGACUUGUUCCAGGCUAUUGAUCAAGAAGAGAAGGGAAGAAUCACAUUUGAUGACUUCUGUGGGUUUGCAGAAAUGUACCCUGACUAUGCGGAGGACUACUUGUACCCUGAUCAGACACAUUUUGACAGCUGUGCACAGACACCCCCGGCACCAACUCCCAAUGGCUUCUGCAUUGACUUUAGUCCUGAGAACUCAGACUUUGGGAGGAAGAAUUUUUGUAAGAAAGCGGACUAGAAUGGAAAAUUCCAGAGGGAUGAGGCCCCUCCCGUAUCACCACCUGCCUCCAGUGGCCUGGAGUCUGUGUGUUGCGCCUUCUACCUUUCCCUGACUCUGUGUCUGCAGACCUGAGGUCCAAAAGACUUGUCAUGUUAUUGUUUUCUGUAAAGUCUGUCUCAGGGCCCAGCUGGGCAUUUGCAGGGAAGCUAUAUGUGUGUCCCACCGGCCCAUUGCAGGCAGGCGGGCGGGCAGGUGGGUGCUCGGGGCCUCCCUGUGGGGCAGGACUCCACAGGCUGAGUGGGCACAGGUAUGGCUGUGUGCUCACCUAGAAUAUGCUGGUCUUGUGUUGGUGUCUUUCCCCUCUUUGUGUGUGCGGUGUGCACAAUGCAGGACCUCUGUGCGCAUGCCGCGCGUUCCCACCCUGGAACAGUCACCUUGUCCUAAUUUCAUGCCUCUGCCGUCUCUGGCUCACAUGACGGGGCAUCAUCGGAUUCUAAGUGUUUCUGUGUCCGUGCAGGAGCUCGUGACUCUUUUAUAAACCUCACUUAGGUACUUUGAAAACAUUCAACAUUUUUUUAAAAAAGAAAGAAAAUUGGUUUUCUACUUCAUUUUUCACCUUAAUGUAAGGAUAUUUAUUUCCAGGCUUGCUUUUGAUAGACUCUGAGACGUCCUGGUGGCCGCAGCUUAAAGGGCCUCUCUGCCCUCCUCCCAUUUAGGUCAUGGGACAUUUCACCACAAAGACUGGCCCCGGGAUCCUUUUCUGCUCUCCUUGAGCCUUGACUCUCCAUCUUUUUUUUAUAAACAUUGCCAGUUUGGUAUUUCAGUUUCAAUAUGACAAAGUCUACUUCAUGUAACUAGUAAAAGCAUUGAAUGUGGGUAGAGUCAGCCAGAAGGAAAGAACUGGAAAGCGUCCCCUUAUCUUCGUGCUGAUUUUAGCCCUCUGAGCAGACUUACUAAGAUGGCCGGGAGGCCCUGCCCAAAGCCCAUCACCCUCUCUUUGCACCAGUUACCAUGGUGACUUAGGAAAAGUAGCCACCGACUGAGCCACUCUGUGAGGGUGACAGCUGCAGGGGGCAGGUCAUGGAGUUUGCUGUGCUUGGCCCUUCGUGAAAUCAGGAAGGAACAGGGUCCAGGCUGUCACCUUUGGCAUUACCUGGUUUCGUCUUCUUUAAUGACAGACUUAGCGUAAAGCACAGAGACUGUAGGUUUAGUUUGUUUCCUAAGCUUUGUAAUCUUGUUUUUUUACUCCUAAAUUAGAUUUUUUUUUCUAUGUGGGGCAUUGCUAUAGGAAAUGACCACCAGGCCAGUAAAUGCAGGAAAAAGUGUUUUCUGAGUUUCUCAGAGGGAAUGUUAGUGUGUGCUUUUCCCCAAGAGAAAUCCAUAAACAAAACCUGUCAACCUCAGUCACACAGCGCCACACUGCCGCAGGAUGGGCAGGGAGAUUGAUUUCUGAGCUCUUAGCUGGUUAGGUAUGAAUGAAAUGUGAACACAGCCUUUGUAGCUAACGGGUUGGUUUUAUAACUGUAGAGUACAAAUUUUCAGAAGAGAAAAGCCACUAAAAAAAGGCCAAUGAAGGAGACUGGUGAACUAAGAUGUCCCGAGGCUGGGGCUCUGCCCUGCCGCCAUCUGCAAGUGACGGAUUCCUGAGGAAUGCCACUGGUCAUGUUGAAGGAAUCCUGAGCAGACCUGGGACGGAUGUUCAUCCUCCUGAUGACUCUCGAUAGUAACCUUGGUCCGCGCAUCAAAACUGUGAAUGUACAUAGCGGGCAGGGGAAGGGGCAGUGCCCGCCCUGCCUGCAGGCUCCUUUGGGGUGCGGGCUUCAGGUUUUCAGUGGAAUAAACACAACACAACAUAAA